CGCUGCGGACAGCCGUUGCGGGGCGCCCUGGGCCCUGAAAUAGGACGGUCGGAGCCCGCAGCUCCCCUUUCGGCCCUGAGGUAACCUGGCCUGGUGGCCCCAGGACGUUCCCGGCGCAUGGCGGAGUGCUGCGGACAACGCCCAUGAAGCCCUUAGUCCUCUUAGUUGCGCUGUUGCUAUGGCCUUCGUCCGUGCCGGCUUAUCCGAGCAUAACUGUGUCGCCUGACGAAGAACAAAACUUGAAUCAUUACAUACAAGUUUUAGAGAACCUAGUACUAAGUGUUCCCACUAGGGAGCCAGGCCGCGAGAAAAAAUCAAAGUCUCCAAAAAAUGCUUAUUCUGUAGUAUCGAAGAUAUCAAAAUUAAAGGAGAUAAUUACACAUGGAGAAGCUGAGAAUGAUGUUUCAAUUAAUCCUGUCAGUGGAGAAACUACACCUUUCCCGACUAGCGGCUUCACAGAGGGAGUAAGGAGGAAAAAACGCACUAAAAGUACAGCAUUCUGGUCGAUCAAACCGAAUAACGUUUCCGUUGUUUUACAUGCAAAAGAACCUUAUAUUGAAAAUGAAGAGCCAGAGCCAGAGCCAGUUAGGAAACAAACUAAGGCACCAAAAUUGUCACCAACUGUUACUGAAACAUCUACAAGUCAAUAUGUCACCUCAAGAAGAUCACCUGUGACCACUUUGAGUAGAAACGCUGAUUUGGAGAUCACUACAGAAUCAGAAGAUGUUCCUCAGCUCUCAGGCGAAACUGAAAUAGAAACACUUGAAGAACCAACAACUGAAAACCACUCACAGACUUUGAAUAAUGAUGAGAUUUUGAAAAAAAUUUCAGAUAUUAAUUCACAGGUGCGACAGGCACUUCUUACUGACAGCAGCAAUCCACAAUUUAAAGAAGACAUUCGAGCCGCCAAAGAGCACCUAAAACGAAGCCUUGCUCUAGCAGCAGCAGCAGAACAUAAAUUACAAAAAAUGUAUAACUCUUACUUAUUUUCACUAGGAGAAACCAGUAAUGAAAUGAAUGACAUUGAAACUGUUAUCAACAUGCUGUAUAAUUCUAGAUCUAAACUAUAUGAAUAUUUGGAUAUUAAAUACGUUCCACCAGAGAUGAGAGAAAAAGCUACUACAGUAUUCGAUACAUUGAAAAAAAUAUUAUGUGUAGGUAAAGUAGAACCUGGAAGAGAAGUUGCCGAAGAACUCAACGUUGACCAUUCUAUGGUUGUUCGGCAUUUGAAGCAAAUUGAAAAGAUGAAAAAGCUCAAUAGGUCCUCAAAGGAUUUACUGGUGCCCACCCACACUGGGGAGGGCCGGAUUGCCCAGCAGGCUGGGAACUUCCCUACCCAGCAUCCCAGCCUGGGCUGA
Molecule: messenger RNA, 1358 nt
Organism: Lemur catta (Ring-tailed lemur)
Lineage: Eukaryota; Metazoa; Chordata; Mammalia; Primates; Lemuridae
Gene: SPESP1
Product: sperm equatorial segment protein 1
Exons: 4
Coding region: 144-1358 (404 amino acids)
Biological process (GO): acrosome reaction; fusion of sperm to egg plasma membrane involved in single fertilization
Cellular component (GO): acrosomal vesicle
Source: RefSeq, a predicted model, not a curated record